Aspergillus chevalieri is the source of this 309-nucleotide messenger RNA. RefSeq lists its product as uncharacterized. NCBI's taxonomy places the organism in Eukaryota, Fungi, Ascomycota, Eurotiomycetes, Eurotiales, Aspergillaceae. The coding region runs from base 1 to 309 and encodes 102 amino acids. The record is from RefSeq and is a predicted model, not a curated record. The transcript has a single exon.
AUGAGUCCUGGGCUCAUCGCCAUGUACAUCUUCUCACACCCCGUGAUCGUUCGAUGGAUAGAGAAGUACCACCAGAGGUCAUUAGACAUGCACCCUCACCAAGCUAAACAUGGAGUGUUGCAUUCAGCCUUCGGAAACUCCGGUGUCUUGUGGUCAAUCUGGGAGUUCAUGUAUGCGGGGUACAUCGCCCUUGCUUGUUUCCAUUUACAGUCAUUGGUGGGACGGGGAAUGGUGCUUGAACUUCUGCCCUUGAUGAUAUCAUUCAGCGAUUUGUCUGGCGAUGAAAAAUGCACUUCUUCGAAAAGCUAA